Molecule: messenger RNA, 741 nt
Organism: Lodderomyces jiufengensis
Lineage: Eukaryota; Fungi; Ascomycota; Pichiomycetes; Serinales; Debaryomycetaceae
Exons: 1
Coding region: 1-741 (246 amino acids)
Source: RefSeq, a predicted model, not a curated record
AUGAAGUUCGCAUUUAAAUUUCCAAUAACAUCAUUCCUUAAAUUCAAACCAGGAAAAUUUAGUUUGCAAUUAGAACAAGAUAUACGUUCAAAAUUAGAUUCAUUACCAUCAGUAACGAAAACAUAUACAAAUCCAGAUGGUACACCAAGAGUUCCAACCGAUUCUGAGUUCAAAACAAUAGCAGAUUUACAGAAUAUGUACUACAAGAGAAAUCAUUCAGAAUGGAAUUAUAUAUUACCAACUGUAUCAAAAGACGCAUUAAAAUUAUUUGAAGAUAAUUCAAAUGAUUUAAAAUAUUUCCAAUUUGUCACUAAAGAUGCUGGGAAAAUAAUAGAUAAAAUUCCAUACAAGGAUGAUAAAACAGGAACAUUACAAUGGAAAAUUAUAAGAGAAACUCCAAAACAAGAAGGUUGGGAAAUCCCAUAUUUUUAUAUAGUAUUACCAAUUUUCGCAUAUGUGUUAUAUGUUAAAUAUACUUCACAAAUAAAAGCAAGUGAAACUGAUGGUCCAAUGUGGGCUGAAAAAGAAUUAAGAUUAAGAGCAAUGGAAGAAUACUUCCAUGGUGAUACUGCUAAAGCUAUUGAGUUCUUGUCUAAUGAAAAUAAAUCUGAAAGAGAAAUUCAAGAUAGAGAUGAUAUAGUCAUUUCAAGAAUUUUAGCCGGUGAUUAUGAUAAAUUAUCUCAAUUGAAGAAGAAAAAACCUGCAGAAAUUGUUGAAUUAAUCGAAGGACCAAGUAUAUAG